Molecule: messenger RNA, 1389 nt
Organism: Trematomus bernacchii (emerald rockcod)
Lineage: Eukaryota; Metazoa; Chordata; Actinopteri; Perciformes; Nototheniidae
Gene: ing1
Product: inhibitor of growth family, member 1
Exons: 4
Coding region: 145-1074 (309 amino acids)
Biological process (GO): positive regulation of DNA-templated transcription
Cellular component (GO): nucleus
Source: RefSeq, a predicted model, not a curated record
GAUCCGCCGUACACACACACACACGACCUAGCGAUAGCAUCAACAGCCGCUGCAUCACGGAGGGUUAGACGUCAGACUUUUGCUACAGAAAAACGAAUAAUAUCCACACAGGUGCAGGUGUCUCCGGAUAAGGAGGGAUCUGCAAUGUUGAACCCGACAAAUGGCGACCCAGGCAACGUCGUUGUGAAUUAUGUGGAGGAGUAUUUGGACCUGGUGGAGUCUCUGCCCUUUGAUCUGCAGAGGAGUGUGUCCCUCAUGAAGGAAAUUGAUGCCAGGUAUCAAGAUGUUCUGAAGGAGCUCGAUGACGCUUAUGAGCGGUAUCGCCGGGAGUCUGACUCCCUGCAGAGGCGGAAGCUUCAGUUAUCCAUUCAGAGGGCACUGAUUCGCAGUCAGGAGCUCGGAGAUGAGAAGAUACAGAUUGCCGGUCAAAUGGUGGAGCUGGUCGAGAACCGAACGCGACAAAUAGACUGGCACUCUGAACUCCUCCUUUCCUCUCAAGAAGUCCCAGAAAGUCCGGUCCCCGUACCGGCCUCCGUGACAACCACUGCAGCGUCCACGGUGUCGUCCUCGUCGUCAUCCUCAGCCACCGUAACUCCAGGGAAAACUAGCCAUCACGACAAGAAGCGUGAUGAGUUAACUCCAAGCUCUGCAGGUGUAGACAAGGCUGGAGGGAAGCGCUCGCGGCGUCAGAAAAAUGGAGACAAUCGGGAAAGUUACGGGGCUCUGGAUCAACCCGAGGAUGUGGGAGUGGGUGCAUCCCGGGAAAAGAGGGCCAAAACAUCUUCAAAGAAGAAGAAGAGGUCCAAAGGAAAGUCUGAGAGAGAAGUGUCCCCCCCAGACCUGCCCAUCGACCCAGAUGAGCCCACGUACUGCCUCUGUGAGCAGGUGUCAUACGGAGAGAUGAUUGGCUGUGAUAACGAUGAAUGUCCCAUCGAAUGGUUCCAUUUCUCCUGUGUGGGGCUCCAUCACAAGCCAAAGGGCAAGUGGUACUGCCCCAAGUGUCGGGGGGAGAACGAGAAGACCAUGGACAAGGCCUUAGAGAGGGCCAAGAAGGAGCGGGCCUACAACAGGUAGCUCGCUCCAUCCACCUCAUGAACACUUUUGCAUACAAAUUACAUUUUUAUGUAGUGUCUUUGUUUUCCAUAUUGUCAACAGUGUUAAAAAAAAUAAGCAAUGUAAAGAGGGAUGCUGUAAAUAGUUAUUUUUGUAACUGCUGCAUAGCUGUGAGAAAAAAAUAUUUGUCCUUCCUGGUUGGGAAAGAAUAGACACAGUACAACCUGGAUUAACGUUACAUCCCCUUUGUUUUCAUCAUGCAUGCAACUUAACCCAGUCCGUUAUGCUCAGUUAACAAAUAAAACAUUUCUUAAUAAAGGAGAAUUUCAGGAUGUU